AAGGAGAAACUACUACAAACUUAUAUAAUGACUAAUCGAACGUUCGAAUGUGUUUCUUGUAUAUUAAUAAUCACUUACAUGCAUCGAUUUCUGAACAUUCAAAGCUAUUAUUUGUACCGAACGUGCAGGAUCACGCGACUUAAUGGGGUUCACAAACGGAUGUUAAUGGAUAAAAACACAUCAAAUGAUGCUCCGCCUGUUAGUUGCCUCCCUGUGUUUCGUGGCCGCUGCCCGCUCCAUUACAGCUCCCGCUCAGUGCGCACACGUGACGGAUGCCGAAUUCACGUGCGACUACUCGGCAAUGGACGCCGGAGAGCGUCCAAUAGAUUUCACCGCCUUCGAUCCCAAGCCUCAACAGCUGCACGUUACCGUCAACGGCAUUGUUCCAUACAUAGGCGACACUCAGAUGUUCUCCUCGGCCUUCAGCGGGAUCGACACGGCGACAUUUGAUUCUAACGACCCCGCGUCCCUGACCCUGGACUGUGGGUGGAGCGGGGGUAUCUUCCUGAGCUCUGGAGCCUUCGCCAAUAUGAGUCACGUGCAGCAUUUCUCGAUUCGUAACUGCGGGCUGUAUAACAUUCCCAGCGAGGCAUUCAAAGAGUUGGGAAACCUGGACUACUUCAAAAUAGAAAACGGAAAAAUUGACGAAGUCAACAUCAACGCCUGGAUGAGUCUUAACGUCGAGCGUCUGACGUCAGAUAGUCACGCAAUACCCAGGAAUCUCGGGAAGAUCGAGAUUUCUUUACACGAGACUUUCCACUACUACUUUACCCACUGGUCUGCUUUACAACAUGAAGAAUCUUACGGAGGCUGUUCUCAGAGUAAAUAUUAUGAGUUUGGUCUUAAUUUGGAAACACUCACCAGCGAUAUCUUCAAAUACAACACAAAGAUCAAGUACAUUGACGUAAGCGACAAUCUGUUCACGUCAUUCCCGGAAGAUAUAUUUGAACUUCUCGAUUCUCUUGCGGAGGUGCACGUGGCAAACGUCCCUUGGGGUUGCACGUGCGAAAACACGUGGUUUGUCCCCUACGGUAUUGAAAAGAACAUCAGUUUCCAUGGCGACCUUAGAUGCAGCUCUGGAGACGGUGUAUUCAAGUAUUACUACGACAACUGCGUCUCCAAGGAAACAUGUACAGGAAUCGUCAUGGGAAGUCAGUGCGUCACCGUUCUAGCGAUCAUAGUACUUCUUAUCGCCCUUGCCUCUGCCGUCAUGUCGACAAUCGCCCUGGUUUUGAUAGCGAUUUUGAAGAAAACUCAUGACGCGGCAGACCAGAAGAAGCGAGCGGCAAUUGGUAGAUGGAACCAGGUGAUCGACUCGACGCUUGCAUGGAAACGACCAAAAGUGUAAAAUGAUAAAUCAGGCAAUGUGUUUGCAGCAGGCGUGAAGAUAAUAUUAUAUAGAUUUGGGACUGGUUCAGGGGAACACGGCUUAAUUCAUGUGCGUAACGCGUCUUCAAAGAUUAACCUGAGCAGUGGUCGCACAGGCUUUUCAGGGACGAUACUUUCCUGAGCAGUGUCCGCACAGGCUUUUCAGGGACGAUACUUUAUUAACCUGAGCAGUGUCCGCACAGGCUUUUCAGGGACGAUACUUUCCGACCUGAGCAGUGUCCGCACAGGCUUUUCAGGGACGAUACUUUCCGACUUAACUUGUUUUUUCGAUAAGAAGGAACUUUUUGGAACGAAAAGUAUCAUACAGGCGGAAAGUGUCGUCUCUGACCUAAUAUUAAGGACUGCACCGGCUGGACCACAUUUACGCACAUGCUUUUAACGCCGUUUUCCAGCAGCAAGCUCAUUUCUUUGAUAUAAUAUUUUAUUUUAUUUUACUUUAUUAGCACAGCACACGUUUGACUGUAAAAUAGUAUAUGAAUUAUCAUAAAAUUCGUCCCAUUAGAACUGACAAUACAAUAGCUUAAUACUUUUAAGUAAAAUAAGUUAUUAUCUAUUACCAGUGCUUAUUUGAUUUGUUUGUUCUUAGAAUCAUGUAUAUGUUUGUCAUUGUGUAUUGAUAAACACAUAAAAUAAUAUGUUAGGCUGAGUUAAUGUCGUUUGACAAAUGUUGCUUGCAACUGAAGUAAACAAUAUUUUAUUAAUUGCGCCUCACACGGA
Molecule: messenger RNA, 2106 nt
Organism: Dreissena polymorpha
Lineage: Eukaryota; Metazoa; Mollusca; Bivalvia; Myida; Dreissenidae
Product: leucine-rich repeat-containing protein 4-like
Exons: 7
Coding region: 185-1348 (387 amino acids)
Cellular component (GO): plasma membrane
Source: RefSeq, a predicted model, not a curated record